Messenger RNA from Rhodamnia argentea, 2160 nucleotides. RefSeq lists its product as uncharacterized. The coding region runs from base 1 to 2160 and encodes 719 amino acids. The record is from RefSeq and is a predicted model, not a curated record. Lineage: Eukaryota; Viridiplantae; Streptophyta; Magnoliopsida; Myrtales; Myrtaceae. The transcript has a single exon.
AUGGGAGGGCUUUUUAACUGGAUCGGGGACAGUAUGGAGGAGAAAUGCUCUGGUAUGACAAACCAAGAUCCAAGGAGAGCAAAAUCAAAAAUAGAGGCAGAAAUAACAAAAAUAGAGGCACUGCUGGCCAUCACUACUGCAAUCUCAGUCUUUCUUGGGGUCUCCGGGUCGUUCAGGCGACGCUGCGGCAAUGGCGCAUUUGCGAUGGUGGCCUUUGGGGCCUAUACCCUUGCGCCCGCUCUCAGUGCGUACACGCUUGGCCUUAUCCAAACGGCUCCUUUCUGCCGUUUGCGUUUGCCUGUCUGGGCGACUUAUCUGAUGGUGGUUCUAGGGAACGUGGAUUCCUACACUGCGCACAGGAUGGAGGACAUUGAACGGUGGAAGUCAUUUAAAGUCCACUCCACUGCUACAUAUAUCAUGAUAAGUUGGAUGAUCGCUUCAUAUGCGUUCAUUUGGGGUGAUCCAAUGGUGUGCAUUCUUUUCGUGGUUCUAUUCCUGAAAGUCGACGAAAGAGCACGUGCUUUGAUGCUGGCGAGCAAUUCCGUGAUGCAGAAGAACUUCAGGUUCGUAGCAGAUUACAUGAGCACCGAGCACGAUUCAAAUCAUGGAGAUCCUGCUACAAUGCGUGGGUACAGAUACUUGGUGAGAGUCCCAGAAGAGGCAACAACAGCAAAAUGUAGGCGAAGGGCAGCUCUGUGGCAGGAUGGGGUUGCGCCGCAGUAUCGACAAUUGUUGGAGGUGACAGAUGAAGUUAUCACUGUCGAUCAGGUUUGGAACUGUGAAGGUUGGCUUCUAAGUGUAAGCGGAGGAGACCGGGAUGGCCGACUCAAGGAUCUUUGCUUGUCUUUUUCGCUCUUCAAGUUCAUCUGCCUGAUAUUCACUGGCUAUUCAUUGCCCCAGCAAGCACACGACAAGUUGCGGCACUUGAUUCAACAUAUGCUUUCUGAAGAGAAUGGUCAUAAGCGAGUUUUCCGAAUCAUCGAAGUAGAACUUGCAUUUCUUUUCGAUUUAUUCUACACCAAGUACCCAGUCAAUCUCCGUCGGCGUUGUACAUUGUAUAGGUUGCUUCUACAUCCCAUUGUGGUUGUCUUUCCCGCAAGUAUACUCUUAACUGCGAUUUGGGGUAAGGUGGUGGUUACUAACCUUGCAACCUUAUUGUUAUUGAUGUCAAUUCUCGUUGUCGAGCUUACACAGUUUGGCAUCAUGAUCUUCUCGGAAUGGGCAAACGUGACAUACAUAUGCAGGUAUGUGUGCAACGAGCGGUGGCGAAGGAACAUCUGUGUCGGGAAGUUGAUCAAGAUUAUGUGCCGAGUUCGGUUAGUGAAGCCUUGGGGAAGACAACUGCGUCAAUACUCGUUUCUCAAAUCGUAUAGCUAUUCUCCAAGGAUGUGCAUAUAUAAUAGGCUCACUGCUGGUUAUCUCGACCAGAAAAGGAACGGCCAGGAACAAAUUGCUCCCACCAAUUUGUCUGAGCAAGUGAAAAAGGCGAUCGUGCAGUCUCUACGGCGGGAGCAUACCGGCUGUUUGGAGAAGGGCCGAACAUCUUUGAGGCUCAACGGCUGGUUUGAUGACCUCUCAUGGGCAUGUAACCUCGAGACGACUACUCAUGUUAUAAUGGUCUGGCACAUAGCAACCACUUUCUGUGAGCAUAAAAAGCCUCCAGCAGGCGCUCAACUUUCGCAAGGACAGAUGGACAACUUCGGCGUAGCGACUAAGCUAUCGCAAUAUCUUGCUUACUUGGUUGUUUUCGCCCCGAGGUUGCUCCCCGAUCACCCUUGCAGGACUGAAUACAUUUUUGAUUGUGCUGUCAGCGAAGGCAGGAGAUUACUUGGAGGUUCCUCGGUUUCAAUGGAAAAGAGGAUUCAGGAGCUAGAGACUGUCAGCAACAAAAAUGAACAAUCCAUCGUGGGCCGAGGCGCACGGCUAGGAAUGGAGCUUGUGAGUAGAGUAGCGAAUGAGGAGCAGAUUUGGAAGGUCUUGGCUGACUUCUGGGCGGAUAUGAUGUUGUAUGUGGCUCCUUCGGAUGAUACGGCGGCUCAUGCUAAGUACCUCACCACCGGUGGCGAGUUUGUGAGUCACGUUUGGGUUUUGGUCUCUCACGCCGGCGUUACGAGAGAUCUACGCGGUGGCGAGCAACACGAUGAUCCAGAGAGGAACUGA